AAGCAUAUACGAAAGCGUCAUGAUGGAGGAUGCACAUGACUCUGCUUCGCGCCUCUCCUGGCCUCGGAACUUGGACCUACAGCGGCGGACUGGCUUUUGGAUUGGCGACCCCCCUUUCAAGCUGAAAGGUGCCGAAACGGUAUUCACCGAGCAGGCAUCAAAGGGCAACGGGCUUCAAACACCGACUGCGCAGGUGAUGCGUCGCCGCCUUCCAGAAGCAUUUGGGACCAGCCAAGGCAUGCGUCGACCACUUGAGGCCAAGCCAUCAUCGUCGACUCAACAACUCAAAUCCGACAUUCCUCCGCGGAGCCAUAGCUCUCGCAAGCCCCAAGUGCGCAAGGUGGAGCGCCAGAAAGAGCGGCGGCGGGAAAAGCGUGAGCAGGGAGACGAAUGGCGAGGCCGUCGUGACUCGGUUGAGGAUAGGAUAUAUUCGAAGGCACAGAAAGAUUUCAUUGCGCAAAGCCAUGUCGACUGGGCAAAUCGCGCCGACACCAAGGGCGAGAGCAUCCCACUGAGAGAGCUCACUCAACGUUUCAACGAGCACUUCCGGGAGAGUCCAGUGCGAAGCCGGUCGAGCUUGGCUAGCUUGAUUGGCCGCGAUGGUGGUUUGUCCAGAUUGAGAGACAGCCUGAAGUGAAAGGGCCGAAGUAGGAGCAGGCUGUUGCGAUAGGUCCUGUCUGUGUGCGUAAAGGGUCAUUACAGGGCAAGAUGAGAUUCGCAGAGCGGUCAACCCACGAAUUCAC
This is a messenger RNA of Cercospora beticola, 743 nucleotides long. RefSeq lists its product as uncharacterized. The record is from RefSeq and is a predicted model, not a curated record. NCBI's taxonomy places the organism in Eukaryota, Fungi, Ascomycota, Dothideomycetes, Mycosphaerellales, Mycosphaerellaceae.